Cutaneotrichosporon oleaginosum is the source of this 1857-nucleotide messenger RNA. RefSeq lists its product as uncharacterized. Gene Ontology annotation, biological process: mRNA processing. Lineage: Eukaryota; Fungi; Basidiomycota; Tremellomycetes; Trichosporonales; Trichosporonaceae. Gene Ontology annotation, molecular function: mRNA binding. Gene Ontology annotation, cellular component: spliceosomal complex. The record is from RefSeq and is a predicted model, not a curated record.
AUGCCCUCUGGCUUUCCGACGCCGCCGCACCAGGCGCACGCUCGCCCGCCAAACAAUAGUGGCCCAAAGAAGGACGUAAAGACGACCAAGAUCUUCAUCGGCAGUAUAGCGCCGGGCAUCAGUGACAACGUCUUGCGGGAGCUGCUGAACGCGUGUGGGCAGCUGCAUGAGCUGAAGCGCGUUGAGGGCGCUAACGGGAAACCGCAGGCAUUCGGUUUCGCCAUGUUCGAGAGUCCUGAGGUCGUCCUCCGCUGCAUCAGGUGUUUGCAUGGCGUGGAGCUUCCAGAUAUGACGAGUGAGGGGCGACACAACAAUGUCACGAAGGCACUCGUGGUCAAGGCGGAUCAGAAGACUGCUGAGUUCCUCAAGGAGUUCGAGGACACCCUGGGCCGCUCUGAGGCAGACGAAAGGGCGGACGAGGCUGCGCGCAACACGAUUGGGCAUAUUGUUGCCCGUCUGACCGACCCUAACAGUUCGUUCUCGGAAGCACGCCGUCGCGGCGGCCGGCACUCGCCCAUCGAUGUUCACGUCCCAGCCCACCUUCGCGAUUUGAAGGAAGGAGACUUGCCUGAGACGCAGCGCGUUGCUGUGCUCGAUCAGAUCGCCAUUUUCCGCGAGAACGCGGCUCGACGCGAGCGUGACAAGAAGAGUCUGGAGGAGGAACGCGAACGAUUCAAAUCAAUGCAAGCACGGGGGCAGCCGAUCGGGUAUGGCUACGGCACACGCGCGUUUCCAAAGACCGAAGUGCCCAAGGGCGAGGCCUCGCGAUCCCGUGAAAAGGACCCGCAGGGCUACGAUAAGCCUGUUUCUUUCGUGCGGCCAGAAACAGCCGAGGGCAAGGCCGAGAGCGAGCGGACGGACGAGGACGAGGAGGCCCUGCGGCAGCAGAAGCGGGAACGUGAGCGCGCUUCGACCCUGCGAGAGCGCGAGCAUCGCGUGGAAAAACACGAGAGGCAGCGCAUUGACGCCGUGAUGCGUGAGGAGUCGGUGCGGAGACAGCGUGCCGAGAACGAGACGCGCAACAGGCGACUCGUAUCUGAUGACCUGCAACAUUGGGACGACGACGAGCUUGAGGAGCGGGGCAAGGAGCUCUUCUACGCAGACAGGGCAGAAUGGCGCCGGCAACGUCAGCAGCAGCGUGCGCGCGAAGAGGAGGAUGACAUUGAAGACAGAAGGAUGGAGGACGCUGAGAUCAAGGCGCUUGAGGCUGAGUCCGAGGACUUUCUCAAGCAGCAAGCUGCCGAGAUGGCCGCUAUGGAGGAGAAGCAGCGCAAGAAGGGUCUGCUCACCGAGGAUGCUGCGCCAGUCAAGCUCAACAUCUCUGCGGCCAAGAUCCCAGUCCCGGAGCCUAAGGAGGAGAAGAAGCCUGCGCCUGUCGCUAAGCCGGGGGUCACAUUUGGCGACGAUGAGGAUGAAGAGGCGAGCGCGGCGAAGAAGAAGCGCACCUUUGUGAAGCUCGACUACGACCAGAUCGUUGCCGAGGCAGGCAUUCCGGAUGAGGCGGAGGUCGCCAAAUCCAAGGCGCGUCUGCUCGAAAUUACAAAGCAGCUGCCAACAUCGACGCGCUCCAUUUUCCGCGGCGACGUGGACUGGACAGCCGUGCGCCAGGUGAUGCCGAAGAUUCGGCGGGUGGUCGCCGACGGAAUCAAGGACGCGCUCGGUGAGGUGGACGAAGACCUUGCGGCGUUCGCCAUGGACGGCAUUAGCGAGCAGAAGGGGCCACAGGACCUUGUUGACGACCUAAGUCCAGUUCUGGCAGAUGAGGCCGAGAUAUUCGUCACCAAGCUGUGGAAACAGCUUAUUUUUGAGUCCAAGGCGGCAUCGCAGGCAGUAGACACUGGUAGCAUGACUGUGUGA